AUGAUUAUUCAAUUUGUUGCUCAUCCACAUUGUCAACAUCUUUUAACUACUUUAUGGUAUGAUCAACUUCCUGGUUGGCGUAAACGUCAUCCAUUUACAAAAUUAUUUCUUUGCUUUUGUAUUAUUAUUGCAUUGCCAAUAUUAGCUCCAACAUAUUUAAUUCAUCCACAUGGAUGUGUUGGUCAGUUGAUGCGAAGUCCAUUGAUAAAAUUCAUUAAUCACAGUGCAUCAUUUGCAAUUUUUAUUUCCUUACUUUUGAUUGCAUCAACUGAUACAUUAACAAAAACAGAUUUACAAAGACGCAGUGAAAUUCGUGGACCAGAUCCAAAUGUUAUUGAAAUGUUAAUAUUGUGGUGGGUUAUUGGGUUUGUAUGGAGUGAAAUGAAACAAAUCUGGGAAGAAGGUCUUAAAGCCUAUGUGCGCCAGUGGUGGAAUUGGUUAGAUUUCUUAAUGCUUGGACUUUAUUUAACUACUGUCGCACUUCGUGUUGUUGCAGUCAUACUACGGAAAACCAGCCAAUAUGGUACAGAACCAUUACCACGUAAUCAGUGGCCUGAAACUGACCCAACUCUACUUAGUGAAGCAUUGUUUUCUAUUGCACAUAUAUUUAGUUUUGCAAGAAUUAUAUUUCUGUUUCAAAUCAAUGAACACCUUGGACCACUACAAAUUUCACUUGGAAAUAUGUUAAUUGAUAUUACAAAAUUCAUUUUCAUAUUUUUGCUAGUAAUCUCUUCCUUUGCUUGUGGUCUUCAUCAAUUGUAUUACUACUAUCUUUCAAACGAAGAAGACAACAGACCACGUGCAUUUAGUUCACUUGUCAGUUCAUAUCGUACACUAUUUUGGCAUUUAUUUGGAAGUAGUCAGUCGGGUAAUUUCGAAGUGACAUUUGUAAAUAAAACUAGCGGUGAACGUGAACGUAUGGAAUCAGCUAGAAAUACUAUGGUUGUAGGUGAAAUCCUACUAUUAAUUUAUCAUGCUAUGGCAAUUAUAGUUUUAGUAAAUAUGUUAAUCGCUAUGAUGUCCAAUUCAUUUCAAACUAUACAGAAUCACGCAGAUACAGAAUGGAAAUUCGCUCGAAGCAAAUUAUGGGUCGGUUAUUUUGAUGAAGGAUCAACGCUUCCGCCACCGCUUAAUACAAUUAUAAGUCCUAAAUCUAUAAUAAGAUUUCUCUGUGGGAUAUUCCAUUUCAUAAUUUUAUUAAUAAAAAAAUGCCGAGAUUGUAAAUUGUCUGGAAAUAGCAAUAGCAUUAACAAUAAACACAAGCAGACCAAAUUACAGACACUGAACCUUCAUUCCAAUCAACCAACAAAUCAAGCAGAGUGGGAUAUUGAAAUACAAGAAACAAAUACAAGUGGAAAUCUUUCCAAUCCUGAUGUUACGAAUAAACAGAAGCAUCAAUCAAUGAAACAGAGCAAACGAAAAACUUACUAUCAGUCAGUUAUGCGUCGACUUGUAAGAAGAUAUAUACAUCAAUCGAAGAAAACAAUGAGACAAGAUGGAGUGAAUGAAGAUGAUCUACUAGAAAUCAAACAGGAUAUAUCAAGUUUGAGAUUUGAAAUACGUGAAGAUAGAAAACGAGAAGUUGUACGUGCUGUUUGUCAAUUAGAAAGUUUGAAACAAGAACUUGUCGAUGAAUUAAGUAAACAAAAUUCAAUAUUACAACAUGUCAUCUCACCUUAUGCUACUACUACUACUCCUACUACGACUACAACGACGACGACUUUUACUGUUAAUAGUAGUGGUGCUUCUACUUCCAAUUGUGAAAUAUCAUCAUCUCAACACGAAUUGACGACCAUUCCACAAACACAACCGAAAUUGGAAUUAAUCAAUGAUAAAAAGAAAUAUUCAUUACAAUGUUAUCAUCAUUCAACUAGUAAUCAUCCUACUAAUCAACUCUAUUAUUCAAUGGAUUCAAAAAUAAAAGAUUAUAAAAAGAAAUAUUCAUUAAAUUAUGAUAAAGAUAUAAAUCAUUUGACAAAAAUCAAUGAUGCAUUGAUUGAUUUUACAUGGUUAUCCGAUAAGCAUAAUAAAGCGAAUAUUGGUCAAGGUUUAUAUAUUGAUGAUUGGUAUCAACUUAAAAAUGAAAUAAAAAGUGGACUAAGAGAAGAACUUAUUUCAUUAAUUCAAAAUAAAUACUUAUUAGUGAAUAAUGAACAAUUUGGAAAUGAAUUAGACACUACUACUACUACUAAUACUACUCAUCAUAGUAAUGAGAUCAGCGAUCAAACGGUACCGACAUCAUCGAAUUCAUUUUUAAAUGACAAUAAAUUGAAUACUGUUCAAUCGAAAAUAUAUAAUAAACAUUCUGAAAAACCACUUCCAAGAUUUAUACAAAGUACACAAUUAAACAAUAACUUGAGAAGAUAUUCUAAACAGAAUGAUAAUAAUACUAAUAGUGAUAAUAAUAAUAAUAAUGGCGAGAAAGUAGAAUUAUCACAUUCAAAAUAUUCAACAUCCAAAUCACCAAUAUUAUUAUCAUCAUCUUCAUCAUCAACAACAGCAGUUCCACAUGAGACCAUGUCAUCAACAUUACUACCCUCAUCAUCGAGAUCCCACGAUCCAUACCCUACACGUGGGACAAAUGUUUCUACUCAUUUAAUCGCUACUAGUAGUAGUAGUAGUGGUGGUGGUCAAAGUACCAGUAGACUGCUGAGACAAGAAGAACAUCAUGUUGUGGAUAAAGAUGAAAGAAAAACAGCCAAUAUUCAUGAAAGUGCUAAUGUGCAUUAG
This is a messenger RNA of Schistosoma turkestanicum, 2730 nucleotides long. Lineage: Eukaryota; Metazoa; Platyhelminthes; Trematoda; Strigeidida; Schistosomatidae. The record is from the annotation of a GenBank genome assembly.